AAAGUGAUUGAUACCCCGGGCAAGCCCGCCUCCUACGUUGCGCUGAGCUACAGCUGGACCGACCAGAACGGCGAUCACCAAUCCAUGCCAGUGACGCUCACCAGAUCCACACUUCAAGUCUGCAGCAAUGGGGGACGCGUGGCUGACCUCCCACUUCUCUACCGCGAUGCAUGCGGGAUUGCCACGUCGCUCGGUAUUCGCUACCUUUGGAUCGAUGGCCUUUGCGUCAUUCAAGAUGACCCCGUCGACCGCGAGGUCGAGCUGUCAAAGAUCGCCGGGAUCUACCGCAAUGCCUCGGCCACGAUC
Aspergillus brunneoviolaceus CBS 621.78 is the source of this 306-nucleotide messenger RNA. Its product is annotated as heterokaryon incompatibility. Lineage: Eukaryota; Fungi; Ascomycota; Eurotiomycetes; Eurotiales; Aspergillaceae. The annotation marks the transcript as partial. The transcript has a single exon. The record is from RefSeq and is a predicted model, not a curated record.